GUCGUUGGUUAAUACGUAGGUAGUAUUCAGUGGUGAGGCCUGCGUGCGGGCCGUGGUGAGCCAACAGGUGUUUUGGAUUCGGUUUUACCAGUACCGGUUCUCUUCUGAUUCUUUAGUGGUGCUCGCGCCGCUACCUUUCACUGACGAAUCUGUACGUCGGCCGAAUCUUUACCUGCGGAUACAACUCGCCGCGAAGAUACGUAAUAUGAUGUCUGAAACCGCGGUAACAAUGGACGGUUCCAGCAACAACGCCAGCAACAAUCCCCGACAAGUGCCCACGAUGAAGACGGAACCAGGUCAACCGAACCCUCUGGCAGGCAUUACAUUAAAUGUACCUUACUUCAAAACUAUACCGGGCAUCAUUAAAUUAGUACAAUUGGUUCUUGGGAUAAUAUGCAUGGCAUGCGCAUCACCGGCGAAAGUGUCCGCCACCCACUGGUUUCUGUUUGUCGUCGUUACAGCCUUCAUCUCCAGCGUUCUGUGGUGUUUCAUUUACUUCUUGUCGAUCCGGGAGGCACUUAAACUACCGAUCAACUGGAUCUUGUCGGAACUUCUGAAUACGGCGGUGUUCACCUUUCUGUACUUGAUUGGCUUCAUUGCCCAGCUGUCUCACUGGAGUGCGUUGCACGGUAAUCUCGUAUCGUCGAAUAUCGCCGCCGGGGUAUUCGGAAUCUUCAACACGAUCGCUUACGCCGCAGGAGCGUACUUCUUGUUCGUCGAAUGGAAGAGCAACUCCACGCAGUGAAGAGGACCGAAGGUACUCGAAGAGACAUCAAGGUACCUGAAGAGCACCUACGGUCAGACUACUACACCGCGGAUCUAUAUCCGGUCCUGCGUUCCACGAUUCGUCAACAGCAAGGACACGGUCUCCGGAAAUGACACGGAAUACCAUAGAACUCGCCGAUAUCGACGGGUCGAAGCUAGUCCAACGAGGAGACCCUUUUCAAAUCGAGUGUCGUAGUUUAACCAGAGACUCUGUAACCCAUGUGCCUUAAGGAUAGUUCGCUCGACUACGCGUUUCGAUGAUCGCCCUCGUCGCUGCGUCGAAAACACGAAGGGGAAGAGUAGUAUUCCGAACGAUCGCGGGCGCGAUCAUCGAUCGCAAAGACGUAUGUACAAUUAAGAAGAACUCUGCGCCAGCCCAGGACGGGUUAUCGCGUCGACGGGAUGUCCGCGUGGUAAUCGGCUUAUCGUCACGUCGCGUACAUCUCGUGGCAUCUCGUCACCGCGUGAUUCAACGGCUUUCUCGAUGGGAACAGUUGUAAUUAGAGGGAAUAUUUGUAGCGGCUGUCUCGCAAUAAUCGCGCCACGAGUUCGAUAAUGUCCAUAUUGGAUAGACGAAUCCUCGCGGCUGAUUCUCGCGAACGACAAAACUUACAAAACGAGUAAAUACACGCUCUUCUCUCGUUGUUUGCUAACGUAUACAGCGCGUGCGCCACGCUCCCGUCCAGUUCACUUUUCUAACUGCGUACCUUUUUCACACUGUCGCGAAUUUUUAUUUAUAUGUAUACACAAAUUAUAUCUAUAUACAUGCAUAUAUGCGUAUACCUAUACAGAUACAGAUACAGAUACAUCGUACACGUGCAUAUACAUAUACAUAUAUAUACAUGUACAUUUAUAUUUUCUAUCACUCACACGCAAUGGGGCACCUGUGUAAUUCCACGUUCGGCGAUGCAUACGUAAAACAAGGCAAAAUUCGAUACGAGGCAAAUGAAACUAUGCGAGUAUCUACAUUGUAUUCUCUUCUGUGUACACAUUACCAUUGAAAUACACAAUCGUUUUUAA
Messenger RNA from Nomia melanderi (Alkali bee), 1785 nucleotides. Its product is annotated as plasmolipin. The record is from RefSeq and is a predicted model, not a curated record. Gene Ontology annotation, cellular component: membrane. NCBI's taxonomy places the organism in Eukaryota, Metazoa, Arthropoda, Insecta, Hymenoptera, Halictidae.